Molecule: messenger RNA, 3321 nt
Organism: Brassica rapa (field mustard)
Lineage: Eukaryota; Viridiplantae; Streptophyta; Magnoliopsida; Brassicales; Brassicaceae
Product: choline-phosphate cytidylyltransferase 2
Biological process (GO): CDP-choline pathway
Molecular function (GO): choline-phosphate cytidylyltransferase activity; phosphatidylcholine binding
Source: RefSeq, a predicted model, not a curated record
ACAUGGGGAUCAUAAAAGAAGAGUUUAACCAAUAGACGACAGCAAUUAGUAUGAUAUUAAGCCUAAAGUUAAGAUUUUGUAGAUUUGAUAUGGGUCAGAUGACCCCUUAGUAUAAGGUGGCUCCGCCACUGAAAAAACUAUUUGUCUACUCAUCUUAGUUAUGGAUUGGUCAGGGUAUUUGUCUACUCAUCUUAGUUAUUUUUAUUGAACAGUAAGAAUUAAAUCCACUUCAUGGACGGUUAAUUAAACAAAUGAAAUCAUAUAAAUAUAUUUUAAACUUUAAUGGAAAUUUUAAAAUAUUUAACUUAAUUUUGAUUGAAGUUUUAACUAUUUUUACUAUAACUUUUACUGUUUGUAUUAUUAUUACUAUUUAGAAAUAAUAUAUAUGUUUCACAAUUUAUAAGUUCAUGAAAUAUAAUUGUUUUACUUUGUUUUUAAUAUUUGUUCUACUUUAAUUUUGAUCGUAAGUAAGAUGAUUGUUUUUACUUUAACAUGUCGUGAUUGAAUUUUAGACAAAACCAAACUAAAAUUAAAGAAAACAGUUUUUAGUUUUUUUUCGUAUUGAAUCAGUAGACAGAGUUAUCAUCUACUUGAUGGAUGGACCGCAAACCAGUGGUAUUGAAAACAUAAUUCCAUUUUAUAUCUUGUGUCAAAAUUUGAGCUCAAUCACACCAUAUCCAUUGCUAAAUUUCUUAUGCAUCUGCACAAUUUUGCAUUUUCAAUUUUUUUUUUGCAUCGACUAUUUUGUUCCAAACAUACCUAAAUCCUGUAUACACUAAAUUACACCCCUAAAAAUCUAUAACACAUACUUUGACUCAAUAAAAAACUUAAAACAUAUGUUAUAAACUAGUAGAAACACUGAAUAUCAAGCUUCUCCUUUCUACAAUGAAAUAUCAACCAAAUCUUCUUUAAUCUUGGCAACAAAUAUAUUUGUUCUUCAACUUUUCUUAUGAAUAAAGCUCUAUAUGAGCUAUCUUAUCGUCUAUUUUCCAUUUCAUAUAUUUUCUUAAUAAGACUCUAGAAGUGUUAAUCUAUCACUGCGUUAAAUCAACUAUCAUCUUUAUGCUUUGCUUUCAUGAGGGACGAACGUAAGUUAUCCAUGUAUUCAGACAGAUUCUUCACUGAAUCGGAACGUUUGACCUUGUAGUUGCUAAGUUGUUGCCAAGUCCGAUUCUUAACCGAAACCUAACUUCCUUUAAAGAGAGGAGAGAUUUUACAGAGAGAGAUUUAAAGAAGUGGUUCUUACUGAUAAUUUGGUGAAUAUGUUACAUAUGAGGAACUUGCCCCUUUAUUACAUAGCCACCUCUUCAACGAACGGUGAAGAUCAAACUGAAUCAACGGUUGUGAUCUUUUUCUGGAUUUUUCUACACCUCUCUUAUUUCUCUCUAAAAUUUCUUACUCCUUAAGAUUAUUUACAAGCUUCCAUGGCUUCCAUAACUUUCUAAAUUUACCCAGAUCAAAUAUUUUUAUAGAGAAAACAUCAAAGUUUGAGAAGCAAAAACAUAUUUGUCAAAACUACACAGAUUUCACUAAAAAGGAGGCCAAAUCAAUUAGGAUACGCCCGGUCUUCCUAUACCUGCCUUCUCCUUUUGAACAAACUACUUACCCCCAGCCACUAAAUAAAUUCAUGUUUACUAAUCUUGUGGUAAAAUCAAUAUUAAUUGGAACUGUGCAGAAGAAUUGUCAAGUAUUGUUUACUAUUUACACAUGCUUUAAACUUCACAAACAAUCUACUCUAAAAACUACAUAAAGACGUCCACGAAGUACUAUCAAAUUUGAUAAUUUAUCAAGAAGAAACAUGAUAAACGUUUACUAGUGAAAAUCGAAAAUUUAAAACAUUUGCACCACAUUCUCAAUUGUUGUUUAAGUACAGUAAACAAAAUAAUAUCAUAUCGUUAGUUAAUUAUUUUUUGGUCAAAACAUGGCCAAAAUAUUAUCAUAUCGUUAGUUAAUUCAACCAUUGAAUUUUAAGUACAAAAUUUCAAAAAAGGAAUCAUUUGUAUUUUUGACUUUUGGUACAUGUCAGUGUUCGAACAUGGCCAACUAAGCUCACCAUCUAUCUCCCCCCCAUCUCAGUUCUGUCUGAAAAUGAGAGAUCAUUAUUUAUUUAGAAAAUUACGUGAUUGGAGGGAGACCCAAUAGAAAACUAAAGAAACAAGGAGAACACAUUUAAGAAGAAAACCAAAAAAGAAAAAAAAAUCAAGAAAGAAGAAGAAGAAUGGCCAUUAACGGUGACGAUAAGGUUUCAGGAGAAGAAACAGCUUCGUCGAACCGGCCGGUUAGAGUCUACGCCGAUGGAAUCUAUGAUUUGUUCCAUUUCGGUCACGCUCGCGCCAUCGAACAAGCCAAGAAAUCGUUUCCGAACACGUAUCUGCUCGUAGGAUGUUGUAACGACGAGAUCACAAACAAAUUCAAAGGAAAGACCGUGAUGACAGAGUCCGAACGCUAUGAAUCUCUCCGACAUUGCAAGUGGGUCGAUGAAGUGAUUCCAGAUGCACCAUGGGUUCUCACCACUGAGUUUCUCGAUAAGCAUCAGAUCGACUACGUAGCUCAUGAUGCUCUUCCAUAUGCGGAUGCUAGUGGAGCUGGAAACGAUGUCUAUGAGUUUGUAAAGUCGAUUGGGAAGUUUAAAGAAACUAAACGAACAGAGGGGAUAUCGACAUCAGAUAUAAUCAUGAGAAUUGUGAAAGAUUAUAAUCAGUAUGUGUUGCGUAACUUGGACCGAGGAUAUUCCAGAGAAGAGCUCGGUGUCAGCUUUGUUAAGGAGAAGAGGCUUAGAGUGAACGUGAAACUGAAGAAACUACAAGAGAAAGUGAAAGAACAACAAGAAAAGAUACAAACCGUAGCAAAAACUGCUGGGAUGCACCGCAAUGAGUGGGUUGAAAAUGCUGAUCGUUGGGUUGCUGGGUUUCUUGAAAUGUUUGAGGAAGGUUGUCAUAAAAUGGGAACAGCCAUCAGAGAUGGGAUCCAGCAACGGCUACUGAGGCAGGAAUCAGAAGAUGCCGAGGAUGAUGAGAGCGAAGAAAUUUCUGAUGAGGAUGAGGUUGCAGAAGGGGAUGAAAACUAUCAUGUCAGGAAGGUUUCUUAAAUGAGAAGGGCAACAAAGAGAAUGGGAUAGUGAAGAAAUGAGAGUUUUGGUUCAGCAUUCAAGAAUUUCCAGAUGCGGAAGACCAAAGUGUAACAGAUUCCACAGUUAUGGACUAGAAUUGUUUGUUAUGUUCAAGUGAAUACAUGAAAACUGUACUUCCAAAUCUCUACUUGUUUCUAUGACUCAAAUGUCACUGAUGUAGAAUUUAUGAUCAACCACUCCCAAUUAUUACA